UCGCUGCCAGCAUGACUGGCGCUGACAAGAAGAAGGGGAAGGGCGAGGGUGUGAAGCAGAAGAAAUCUGCCAGGGGGAUGAAAGGGGAUGGUGAAAAGGAGAGGGAGGAUGACUCGGACGAGGGGGAGGAGGAGGCGGAGGAGGAGGGGUGGGAAGAGGAAGAGGAGGAGGGGGAUGAAGACGAGGGGGAGGGGGAUGAGAGCGAGGACAACGACUCAGAUAAAGGCUCUGGGUCAGAGUACGAUGCGGAGGACGACCGAGGGGUGGACCGUGACGAUGAUGAGGAUGACGUUGAGGGCUCAGAGCCCGAGGACGCAGAUGUCCUUGGCGACGAAGUGGGGGCGGGUACUGAGGAUGCCGCGGGGGCUUCGAUCACUGCCAAAAGCCGGGCGAGUCAUGGAGCUGAGGGUGGAGGGGUGCGGCGAGCUGGUGAUGAUUGAGGAGUAAUUAACCUCUAAUCCGGCA
Messenger RNA from Closterium sp. NIES-67, 465 nucleotides. Lineage: Eukaryota; Viridiplantae; Streptophyta; Zygnematophyceae; Desmidiales; Closteriaceae. The record is from the annotation of a GenBank genome assembly.